Messenger RNA from Lottia gigantea (owl limpet), 1173 nucleotides. RefSeq lists its product as hypothetical. Gene Ontology annotation, biological process: anatomical structure development; regulation of transcription by RNA polymerase II. The annotation marks the transcript as partial. The record is from RefSeq and is a predicted model, not a curated record. Gene Ontology annotation, molecular function: DNA-binding transcription factor activity, RNA polymerase II-specific; RNA polymerase II cis-regulatory region sequence-specific DNA binding. Lineage: Eukaryota; Metazoa; Mollusca; Gastropoda; Lottiidae. The transcript has 6 exons.
GGACACUCGGGUGUAAAUCAAUUGGGUGGUGUAUUUGUGAAUGGAAGACCAUUACCUGAUUCAACUCGUCAAAGAAUUGUCGAACUAGCUCAUAGCGGAGCUCGACCUUGUGACAUUUCCCGGAUACUCCAAGUUUCCAACGGAUGUGUUAGUAAAAUCCUCGGACGUUAUUAUGAAACUGGGUCCAUCAGACCACGUGCAAUAGGAGGAAGCAAACCUCGUGUAGCGACUGGAGACGUGUGUUCUAAAGUUGCCCAAUAUAAAAGAGAAUGUCCUUCAAUAUUUGCCUGGGAAAUUCGUGAUCGACUUUUGGCUGAUGGCGUCUGCAAUCAAGAAACUAUUCCAAGUGUCUCAUCCAUCAAUCGAGUUCUACGAAAUCUUACAUGUGAUAAUCAGAAGAUAAUGGGUCAAGGGUCAAUGUAUGAUAAAUUAGGAUUAUUAAACGGACAAAGUUGGCCUCGACCCAAUCCUUGGUACUCUACUGGUAUGUCUAUGGGCGGUUUAGGCCAUCCUGGUGGUUAUCCUACUCCAACUCAUCCUAACAACGAAAAUGGCGGCGGGGGAUCGCCCGGAAGUCCUAGUGAUGGACCGAAGAAUGGUGAGACGGAUGAACAAAUGAGAAUGAGACUAAAACGAAAAUUACAGAGAAACAGAACAUCAUUCACCGCUUCACAAAUAGAAUCUUUAGAAAAAGAAUUUGAACGAACCCAUUAUCCAGACGUUUUUGCCAGAGAACGUUUAGCUCAAAAAAUAGAUUUACCGGAAGCCCGCAUCCAAGUGUGGUUUUCAAAUAGGAGAGCAAAAUGGAGACGUGAGGAAAAAUUACGCAGUCAAAGACGAGAAGUUGUCAAUGGAGCUACCAGAUUACCCAUCAACAGUAGUUUUACUAAUAAUAUGUACCCUUCCAUUCAUCAACCCAUAGCUUCCAUGACAGAAACAUAUAGUUCCAUUCCGCAAGUUCCUAGUUAUUCAUUCUCAAACUCUUUUGCAACCAAUCCAGCAUGCCUUCAAUCAUCUAGUUCCGGUUCCUAUUCGUGUAUGCUGCCAGAUUACUCGUCUCGCAAUUAUGAUGCUUUAUCACUCAGCAACUAUUCUCGACCAACAUGUAACCCUAGCAACAGUCACAUGCCCAGUCAUAUGAAUAGCAAUUCUGCCUCAACUGGUAAGUCCUAG